Frieseomelitta varia is the source of this 1106-nucleotide messenger RNA. RefSeq names its product INO80 complex subunit C. Gene Ontology annotation, cellular component: Ino80 complex. Gene Ontology annotation, biological process: chromatin remodeling. The record is from RefSeq and is a predicted model, not a curated record. The transcript is spliced from 4 exons. Bases 394 to 702 code for a protein of 102 amino acids. NCBI's taxonomy places the organism in Eukaryota, Metazoa, Arthropoda, Insecta, Hymenoptera, Apidae.
ACAAAUAUAUUUUGAAAUUAAAUCCCAAGCUUUCGAAAAUAGAACAGACUUACAAUUUAUAUUUAGUCCCAACUUUUUAGUUGGGAUUAAACUAACAUGCAAAUCAGAUUUGAAAAAUGUUGAAUGAUACGAACAUUGAAGGAACUUCAAUUCAAAGAAAUAAUUAUUCAAUACUGAUAUAUUACAAGCAACCCAUUAGAAUUCUGAAAAUGAAUUAAUCAAGUACGUGAAUUUAUAAAGAAAUAAAUUCUACUAAAUAACAGGUAUAUCUACAAUAUCUAGAAAAUUAAUUUUUAGGAAUUAACAGACAAUAAUAUUUUAAACAAUCCUACAUUUUCGUAAGUUAUGUAUAUACGUUUUAUAAUCAAGGUGAAGUAGCGUAUCGAUCUAUCGAUGAAAUUUCGAUCUACUAGUGCCUCUGGAAAAAAACGGACUUGGCGUUCAUUAAAACAAAUGUUGGCUCAAGAACGCACUUUACCAUGGCCAGCAGAAGUAGUGCAUUAUAGUUCUAUCAAUGCACCGCCAAGCUUUAGGCCAGCAAAGAAAUAUUCCGAUAUUUCUGGACUACCGGCACGAUAUACAGAUCCACAGACUAAAUUAUACUAUGCAACUGCAGAAGAAUUUGCGACAGUCCGAAGUCUACCAAUGGAUAUAACUGCUGGAUAUCUAGCAUUGCGCGGCGCUUCCAGUAUCGUUGGAUAAAUGAAAUAAGAAUUUUAUUUCCUAUAAUUCCCUUAUAUUUAAAUAUUAUAGAACACGGAUAUUUUAUUUUGUAAUCGUUAUCGUAUUUAUUGCAGAAUAAUGAACUAAGUAUAAUGCUGUAAAUUACUUAUGGUGCUGCAAAUGUAAACAAAAAUAUAUCGAGUUCGUAAAGAGACAAAAUAAAGCUGCAUUGACAUUCUUAUAAAAACUUCUUUUUUUACAUACGUAUGUGCUGAGCUCUCUUAAUGGGUUUUCAUGAAAUAAACAAUUCCACAAGUAAUUUAAGUCGUUUUCAUUAUUUUAUCUCCUGCGUAUUAUACACAAGCAAUUAUUGUUAAAAAAGGGUUAUCCAUUAUAACUUAGCGUACGAAUGAUGAGUUAAAGGAUUGGAGAAUCUCUAAAAA